Fomitopsis serialis is the source of this 3069-nucleotide messenger RNA. RefSeq lists its product as uncharacterized. The coding region runs from base 1 to 3069 and encodes 1022 amino acids. The record is from RefSeq and is a predicted model, not a curated record. The transcript has 12 exons. Lineage: Eukaryota; Fungi; Basidiomycota; Agaricomycetes; Polyporales; Fomitopsidaceae.
AUGGCCCCCGUUGCAAAGAAGCGGCGCCGUGGGCAUGUUGGCGUGAGGUUCUACGACGGUGAUGAUGACGAUGACGAGGCUCCCAGACGUCGAACACUAGGGACCCUCCAUCAGCACACAUCGUUCGCAACCACCACAACAGGGAUAUCCACUCGAACAUCCCGCAUCCCUGUGGCAGAUCCCACCACGGCGGGCACGAACCCUGUACCUUCGGUCUCUGCCCAUCAGACCAACACGGCCCUUGACGAUGUUCCUGUGCCAGGCCCGGUCGUCGAUCCAGACUGGGAGAGGGAACUCGGCGAAGACGACGCACUUGGCACGCUGUCUCCUGAUUCUUUCGUAGAUAUUGGCGAGUAUCUAGAGGCAACCAAAACCCGAAAACGCACAGCUAGCGACCAUCCUCUCCUUGAAUGGUCUAGGAACUGCGUCGAUGAGUGGCUUGCUGAGCUCGUUCGUCACGAGGGACGUGGCAACUUUGCGUAUGACACUUGUGCUGGAUGCGAGGCAGGGGAGCCGCAACUCUUUCGCUGCGACGACUGUUGGGACCCACGGUUCUACUGCCAAGAUUGCACCCUUACUCGACAUCGUUGCAACCCGUUCCAUCGACUCAAGAUGUGGGAUGAGACACGACUCCGUAGAAUCACUCUAAAACAGCUGGGAUUGCGGAUCCAGCUAGGUCAUGCAGUCGGCGACCUAUGUGCAAACCCGCAGAGAGCGUUCGGCGAUGACUUCGUCGUCCUGGAUGUUUCUGGAAUCCAUGAAGUGGCCCUCGACUACUGUGGUUGCGAGGGUGAAGAAACGAAGCCCAUUCAGCUGCUCCGUUCGAGACUACUGCCGGCUACGAGCGUCGAUCCGAAGACGGCGGCGACAUUUCGUCUCAUGGAGCACUACCACGUCUUGCACAACCAGACGAAGGCGUCCGGUUUCGAGUUCUACAACACACUCUUGCGGUUGACGGACAAUACAGGGACACUGGACCAGAAGGGACGAUAUGGGAGUCUCAUGCGCAUGGCGCGCAUGUGGAUUCAUCUCAAAAUGCUCAAACGAUUCGGCCGUGGGCACGAUCCAAGUGGUGCCAGAGCUACCGAACCUGGCGCCUGUGCAGUCGCCUGUCCUGCCUGCCCACAUCCCGGAAUCAAUCUUCCGUCAGACUGGGAAGAUGCGCCGCCAGAGAAAAGCUGGCUGUAUCACCUCUUCGUCGGGAUAGAUGCCAACUUCCGCCUCAAGCGCAAGGACGUGUCUACGGACGCCGUCGAUCCCGGACUUAACAGAGGGUAUGCAUACUUUGUCGAGGAGAAGGCAUACAAAGUGUUUUUGGACGUACACGACAAGCACGAGAAGAUCGAGAAGAGUUCGUGCAACAGUCACGACGCCGUCAAGCUAGCGAAUAUGAGAGGCAGCCAGGGCACUGCUGCUAGCGGCGUCGCGACGAUCGAAUGCGUCCGUCAUGACAUGAAGCGACCGUGUUCCGUAGGAGACCUUCAAAAGGGAGAGCGGUACGUGAACAUGGAUUAUCUGUUUGCGAGCAGCUUGCGUAAGCACUCCACGACGCGCGUAGUUGUCUCAUACGACAUCGCCUGUCAAUGGAGUUACGAAUUUGAAUGGAACUUUGAGCAACAAACGAUCACUUUCCUCAUCCCGAAAUUUCACCUUCCGGCUCACCAAGAAAGCUGUCACACGAAGUACUCAUACAAUUUUAUCAAGCACGUUGGCCGUACAGAUGGAGAAGCCGUGGAGCGCGGUUGGGCUGCUGUCAACGGAUUCUCGGGUAGCACGAAGGAGAUGGGGCCAGGAUCGCGUCGGGACGUCCUCGAUGACGCGUUCAGUGACUACAACUGGCGCAAAGUCAUUCAGUUACGUUGCAUUGACUCGGCUGUAGCCAAAACAUUGCUCAUCAGGGUCAAGAACGCAGUCGAUGAGCGCAGCAAACAUGUAGCCGAGUUCCAGGACUUGACUCAGGUCACGAACUCUGUGCAUGUAGCUGAGUGGACGCAGCAAGUGGAGGCUUGGGAGAAUGGAGCCGAUUACAAUCCGUUCGUGGGCACUCGGCACCCUGUGACGCUUGCGUCUAUCCGCCGCACGCUCGCCGAAGAGGAAUCAACUGCCAUCAACGACGGAACAUUCACAAUGCUCCAUGACACGGUGUCGCCAAGUGUUCUCAUCAUUGCAGGCCUGGAAAUCGAAGACCUUCAGCGUCGCCUUCGCAAAGAUGCUGCAUCUAUCGGCAACAGUGGUACGGAUUCGCAGCACGCAGACAUUGUCCGCCGUCGCAACAACUUACAGCUUAGGAUCAAAGCCUGGCGAGAGUUCCAAGAUCUCUACAUGCCCGGCAUCAUCCAGCUACGAACCCUGAACACGUCUGUGAGGACAGUUCAUCCUGAGAAUUUCCUUCUCUUCCUUCCGUCCGCCGUCGUCAAUGUGGCUUCGGUUCCACCUUACCCCGCCCUCAAUGACAUCGAACGGCGUCUUCGUCACGCACAGGCUACUGACACUCUGGAGCAGCUGAAGCAACAUCUCCGUGCUCGUUCAAAACUCUACGGCGUGAAGGACCGGGACGUCCGCGGCCAGCGAUAUAACACUCGCUCUCGUACAUAUAUCAAAACUGUCGAUGCGCGCAUCGACGCCGACCCACUCGAUACCUUCCUGCGUCCUUUGAACGACAGCGACGUCCGCGGAAUGCAAGACAGUCUUGAAGAAGAAUCUGAGGGCAGACGAACCCUGUCUUGGAUCUGGCGCACCAUUUUUCAAGCCGUGCGCAUCGAGUGGUGCAAAUCGCGUGCGCGCGCCCAUCGGUGGAGUGAAGAGUGCGAUCUUCUCGAGGAAGAGAUGCGGCGGGUUAUGGCCUUUUUCGAGUGGGAGAGUCAGUUGUGGUCUCGACGUGCCGAGAAUGCGGCCUGGACAGAUGAGGCAAGCACCCACUCUCUCGCAUUCGCUACCAGCCAUGAGCAUACUGAAGGGUGUAUCGCAUAUGCUCAUCGGCAAGCUGAUAUACGCACCGCCUUGAUCGAACACUGUAAGAAGUCUUGGGCGGAUGUAGCAGAGUAUAUACAAAUGGGGACACAACUGUAA